AUGUUUGCCCAAUUCAGGGAUCUGGCGCUCCUGGGCGCCAUCCUGGGCCUCUCCAUUACACCCCUUUGCGCCGCCGACGACCUCAGCGACACACCUAUUUCGCAACUUGUUGCUUCGGCGAAGGCGGCACGCGCCAAGGGCUCAACGAAUGAAGCUCUGCAAUACUUUGACGCGGCUAUCAAGAAAGAUUCGUCAGAUUAUCUCACAAUAUUCCAGCGUGGCGCAACCUACUUGUCCGCGGGUAGACAUUCGCAAGCAAAGUCUGAUUUCGACGCUGUGUUAAACCUCAAGCCCGGUUUUGAAGGCGCGCUGCUACAGAGGGCCAAGAUCCAAGCCCGCAACGCCGAGUGGGAGCCCGCGAAGAAAGACUACAGAGAUGCUGGCGCAAAAGGUGCGGAAGAAUUAGUCCAGGUAGAGGAGGCAGAGGGUGCAUCAUAUAUUGCUUUUGAGGCCGAGAAGAACAAAGACUGGGAGUCGUGUGUCAAUAAUGCCGGUGUUGCCAUUAUGACCGCGGCGGGCGCCCUACAGUUGCGACAGUUGAGAUCCCGGUGUCGAUUCGAGAUGGGCGAAAUUGAAAUGGGCAUCAGCGACCUGCAGCACGUCCUACAGAUUCAACCGUCGCUCUUGGACCCGUACGCCCAGAUGUCGAGCAUGCAGUUCUACAGCCUUGGGCAGACUGAGAAUGCUCUGACACAGGUGAAGAGGUGUUUACAGUCUGAUGCCGACUAUAAGCCUUGCAAGACACUCUUCAGAGAAGAAAAGGUUUUGGCGAAGGCGUUGAAGCGGGUUGACGAACUCAUGGAGGGUCGAAAGUUCAAUCAAGCCACCAAGGAGCUCACAGGAUCGACACCAGACACCGAGCCCGGCCUACUCUCUGAGAUCAAGAACAAUUUUGCCGCGCACCGCGAGGCAGGCUACAUCCAUCAUACCGCAUCUUCUGGUCUGUACAGCAUCUAUCUCGAAAAGACCUGUGAGGCGUAUCUAGGCAUGAACAAUCAUCGCAAGGCCGCCCCGUACUGCAAGGAAGCCCUUCAAUUGGAUCAGCAUUCGCUGCAUGGUCUACUACAUCAAGCACAAGCUCAUCUCGAGGCCGAAAACUUCGAAGCCGCCAUAUCGUCCCUCAAUACGGCCAAAGAACACCAUCCUUCGCAUGCACAAACCCUCCAGCAGAAAAUUCAGGAAGCUCAACUCGAACUCAAGAAAUCCAAACAGAAAGACUACUACAAGAUCCUCGGUGUCGACCGCUCCGCUAGCGAGCGUGAGAUCAACAAGGCUUAUCGUACAGCGGCCAAGAUGUACCACCCGGACAAGGCGGUCACCAAAGGCAUUUCCAAGGAAGAUGCAGAGAAGAAAAUGGCCGCGGUCAACGAGGCAUAUGAGGUUCUGUCAGACCCGGAGCUGAAGCAAAGAUUCGAUAAUGGUGAUGAUCCCAAUGAUCCAAUGGCCAGACAGGGCGGCAAUCCGUUCGAGGGAGGUACGCCAUUCGGCUUUCCCAUGGGCGGCGGCCAGCAAUUUGUCUUCCAGCAAGGCGGUGGAGGAGGAAAGCGCAGCUUCAAGUUCCAGACUGGCGGUCAAGGUGGCGGCGGCGGAAUGCCGUUUGGCUUUCCCUUUGGUUGA
Messenger RNA from Cyphellophora europaea CBS 101466, 1617 nucleotides. RefSeq lists its product as uncharacterized. Gene Ontology annotation, biological process: protein folding in endoplasmic reticulum. Bases 1 to 1617 code for a protein of 538 amino acids. Lineage: Eukaryota; Fungi; Ascomycota; Eurotiomycetes; Chaetothyriales; Cyphellophoraceae. Gene Ontology annotation, cellular component: endoplasmic reticulum. Gene Ontology annotation, molecular function: protein-folding chaperone binding; misfolded protein binding. The record is from RefSeq and is a predicted model, not a curated record. The transcript has a single exon.